UAUAUAUACAGCCUUUCCAUCAACAUUGCUCUAUUCAUCAAGCUUUCGUCCUGUGUAUUUAUACACUCAUAUUCACAACAUACACACUCUCUCGCUCUUACAAUCUCUUAAAUCCAAAAGAUCCAUUCAUUUCAAAAGAGUUGUGCCAUUCCAUUAGGUUUUGCUUUCUUCACUACCUCUGUUUGAUUUCUUUCUUUUUUGCAUUCGUCUCUUUUAGAAUUGCAUCUCGUUCGCAUCACCUCUACACUUUUUUUAUUCUUUCACUCUUCUUUUCUUCUCUCAUCAUGCCUACUCAAGAACCCACUCGUGCUGAUCCUUCUACUGCAAUCACCGAACCUGAACCCUAUGAAUUAGCUGCUAUGCAAAAGGGUAAACAUGUCAGUGCUCUUCUUCCAAAGGAUUAUUAUGGUCAACCCAUUGAUGAACCUGAUGUGAGUAAUCCCACCCGUUGGAGGUAUGAACGCCCUUUGGAUACCGUCCGUGCAUGGCAGUUUUUAAUCGAAAGCGAUGAAGGCUCCAUCAAAGCCACUUUAGACCAGGAACGGAAACAAUACCAUCCUACCGCUGAAUUGUUUCGUCCUCUCUCUUUCGUUGGUGCCGAUCAAAAGUUGUCCCAUCGUUUAUCCAAACAUCUAUCCAGAAACUUUUCCAGAGCUUCUUCUCGUCAUUCAAGACUCUAGUUUCUUUUUGAUGCUUCUAUACCUUUAUACUGUUUUUCUUUUCAUUUUUACGGUUGGUUUAUCAUUUCCUUUUUCCUUUUUCUAUGGAAUUCCUUUUUUACGUUUGUUUUCAUGAUCCAUUUUGCGUCCCUUUUCUUUUCAUUUUUCAUUUUUCCUUUUUUUAUUUUUAAUCUUAUUUUUGUUUGGUUGUAUUUGUAUUUUUAGUUUUAGUUUUAGUUUUAGUUUUCUUGAACUUGGGAUUUCUCUUUUAUAUUUUUUUUUUUCAAGAUUUUUUUUUUUUUUUUCCUUUACGAUAUCGAAAUGAAUUUAC
Molecule: messenger RNA, 990 nt
Organism: Schizosaccharomyces octosporus yFS286
Lineage: Eukaryota; Fungi; Ascomycota; Schizosaccharomycetes; Schizosaccharomycetales; Schizosaccharomycetaceae
Exons: 1
Coding region: 285-680 (131 amino acids)
Source: RefSeq, a predicted model, not a curated record